UGUUACUAUGGUUUUUUUAUGAUGAAUAAACUUCUCUCUGGGCCAAACAAACAAAUUACAGUGUCAGCCUUGUGUUCCUUAUUCUAGUAUUCAUAUUUAAUUAGCAUGUGUAUGGAUGAUAUUAAUGGGGAAUUAGAAGGGCGCGAGGGUGAAACAUACAAUCAUUUCUAAUCGUUUCACGACUAAUCAACAAAUAAACGAGCAUAGAAUAACGUAUGUAACAUAACUUAAAUGAGUUAUGAUAUAAUCAAGGUUUAGGGCCAAAUCGUAGAGCUUAGUGCUCUCUAACCUACGUGGGCGUUCACUCAAUCAAAGAUCGUCGAGUAUUCUACGAGGAAUAUCAUAAAUCUAAGCGGAAUUAUAAAAUCAUAAAUACGUUUUGUACGUUGAACAUUGUUCAUUGCCCACACAUAGCGACUAACCUAGUAAUGAUAGAAGAGAGUUGAACUCACAUAUCGUUCCCACUUGUCUAUUUCGUCCAAAGAUCAUCUCGGGUGGAACUUAACGUAGAUCUCAAUACGACUGGUAAAAAGGGGACGCUAAAAGUCCUUUUAUAUGUACGUGUGGAUGCCAAUAGGUCAGAUUUCAAGGUAAACAAACUAACCUAAACAUUAUCGUAACUAACAUUGACACUAAGGAGUGACCUAUUCGUAAUCUAAUUAGGAAGAGCUUAAUCAAAGUUCAUUACACAUCCACUCCUUUGUUAUUGUUUAACAUUGAAACAUACAGUGUUUAACAUUGAACUUACAGCGGUUCAUUCGCAAGGAAGCUUCAAAAUAAUAACUUGCCAAUAAAGUCUGACAUCUGUGAUCAUCAUCGUCUUUAUCAUCAUCAUUAUCUUUUAUCAUGAACGAUCUCCUCUAGAAUACUACUAGCUACCACUACCAAAAUCGCUGUUGCCACUUUCAUUGUUGUCAGUUUAGCAGUAGACGUUGUUAGAAGCUAGCUGAAAGAACUAAAAAACCAGUUAGAAGUUUCGCUAUGAAGGCUGGGAAAUUAAAUCUACUAUGGUUAAUGAUCCAUGGGCUACUUAAAGUUAUUAGUUUUCCAGUACUUUCUAGCAAGACUGACAAAUAUUUAAUAAGCACAGUAUUUGUUUGCUCAGGAAAUGUCAAAGGAUAUCUUCUACUUCCACGUUUGUAGUUAUUUUUCCUUUUUGUUAUAUGGAUGGCUGUUAUGGGAUUUCCGCGCAACUUCGUGUGUGAUUUACAAUGUUAGUGAAAAUAAGUGGACUUUUUUUUGUUAAUGUGGUUUUCUUGUCGAACUUUCAUUUUCCCGUAUUAAAAAUGUUUAGACUUUAGAGUAUUUCUAAUGAAAUUCCCGGGGAUUUAAAAGGAAAAUCUACAAAUGUCGGCGUCUCACAAAGCCUCGACUUUUCCAUGUCACUGUCAAUUUUUUAUUCCGCUGACUGAGGUGUCUGGUACGUUCUUGUCAGAAAUAAAUCACAAGUAAUUACGAUUUGUUUGUCCAUGCGGAAGUGAUAUUUUCUAGCAAUUCGUGGCAUCAUUAUAAUCGAGAAACACAAUGGAAUAAAGCUGGUCUUCGUCUAUACUUAGACGAGAAAUUUGAAUGACUUUUAUUCAAAAGGCAAGACAUCUGCUUAUGCUGCUCCAGAAUUAAGGAGACUAAAGAAGGUUUAAUCAGGAACAAGUGCGGCAUCGAAUUGGAAUAAAAUGGUUUCGAGAUAGAAAGGAGAACACAAGAGAAAAGACUUUGUGUCCCACAUGGAUCAGAAUUCAACUAUCUAUCAUAUCAGCCUUCAUGAUGCGUAUUUUGACAACCCCAGAGAUCGUUUCAUUCAGUUUUAUCUCAUGCUGUUUAUCCUCUACUUGAUUAUUGCGAUAACUGCGACAUCCUCGAACUUCAUCGUCCUCGCCGCCAUUAUACGAACGCCGUCUCUACAUAACCCUGGCUUCACUCUCCUCGCUGGUCUUGCUUUUAGCGAUCUUCUCUAGAACAAUAGAGAAAAAACUUUGUGUCCCAGAUGGAUCAGAAUUCAACUAUCUAUCAUAUCUGCCUUCAUGAUGCGUAUUUUGACAACCCCAGCGAUCGUUUCAUUCAGUUUUAUCUCACGCUGUUUAUCCUCUACUUGAUUAUUGCGAUAACUGCGACAUCCUCGAACUUCAUCGUCCUCGCCGCCAUUAUACGAACGCCGUCUCUACAUAACCCUGGCUUCACUCUCCUCGCUGGUCUUGCUUUUAGCGAUCUUCUCUUUGGACUGACAGUUGCCCCUAUGCUUUCAACUGUGAACUAUUUCUCGUAUAUUGGGGAUUUCCGCUGUGAGUUUUUGCAGCUUGUGACGCUAUUCACAUAUUCACUCGGUGCUAUCUCCUUCUCGACCGUCGUCCUGAUCAGUUUGGAUCGCGUUAUCGCGAUAAACUAUCACCUCCGCUACCCAGAUAUCGUGACUCUACCAAGAGUUUUCAAGAUUCUGCUCUUUGUUUGGGUUUUCUUUCCUCUCAUGGCUGUCACCUGGAGGUUGAACCCUGGGGGGAUUCGUAAAGGGGCGGAGAUGUUUUUCUGUAUUUUAUGCUCGUGUGGUAUUGUAUUCGUCGUGGCGGCAAACGUUCGUUUACUACUCGUUGUUAGACGCCAUCAUCGUGCCAUUCAAGUACAAAAUGCUUCGCGAUUGACUCGAACUGAAAGUCUGGAGAAUCGAACUGCGGACACAUUACGCUAUAUGAAAUCUUUGGUGACUAUCGCCUACAUCGCGCUGACUUUUCUUCUCUGUUUCGCGCCUUUUAAUACGCUUUUUGUUUUGAAUGCUGGUGACAGUUCUACGAACCCCACGCGAAGCAUGGCUUAUAAUGUAGCUACGUUAUUUGUGGGAGUUAAUUCUACUUUGAAUCCUGUGUUGUACUGCUUGAGAAUCACUGAACUGCGCCAAGCACUGAUUCGCACUGUAGCAGAUGUACGCCGGGCACUGGUCUAAGCCCACAGCCUUGGGGUUCAGCACUGUUGUAUGUCUGGUUCGCACUUCAAAUUAGGAACAAGGUCAACAAUGUUGGCGCUGUUUCCACUGUACUUAUAAUAAGCAUCAUAGUAUUGGCUAAAGAUAACAAUGUUGACUACACAUGAUAACACACUAUUGUUGGCUACCAAUAGUAGUGUUUGCUACACACUGCAUUGGCGAAAGGGAAUGAAUAUUCUCUUGUCUUUUGUUCUUUUAUGUUUUUUGUUUUCAAAUGUAUAAUAUGCAGGUGUUGCCAAUAUACAAAGAAGCUUUAUUGAUAUAGUACUGUAUUACUAUAAUGUGGCAUGUGUGUAAACACCUCUGUGACACGGAAGGGUUUCCACCUGGUGCGUUCACACACGAGAUGGGUACCCUUUGUCCAGUCAAUUACAGCUAGAAAAAGCCUCAAAUGGUGUCAGCGGUAUCAUCUCGCGGUGAACCUUUGUUGUGAUAUAAGCUCUGUGUCUGGACAAACACGAAACCAUAAAUAACUAAAUUAACGUUUACAAUUCGUAAAUACGAAUACAAUUCUAGUUGAGUUCCCUUGUGUUUUCAUAGUUAAGUUAUUUUUCCACGUAUUUCUGCAACUUAUUUCAAGGUUUCAAAGUCCGGCGACCAACCAUGAUUGUUAAAUUCAUUUAAUCAAUGGAAAUGUAUAAUAAGAAACGUAGAAAUGUCGUUUUAUUUUUAUUUUCAACCGUAACUUCGACUUGACAAUGCUACGCUCGCUGCCGUGGCCACCUUGGGAUAAUAACCAAUUCGGCAAUAAUUAAAGAAGUCGAUUGACAUAAAUAUUAUCAGCCAAUUGUUUUUUUACAAAACAUACUUCAAUGCUUUUUAAAACAAAACGGGAACAUCUCUCCUAGGAGUAGUACUUUUCAAUUUUCAAAAUUCUGCGAACUCGUAAUUUCCAACUGCUAUACCCACUUUCCGUCGGUUUCCUUCCGUCAUUCAUUCUAACAGAAUUACAUUUGGUGCUUUUUUAUUGGUCAGCGACUUGCGGAGAAAAGGCGUUAUUUGAAAUCGGUAUUUCAAGUCAGUGUUUUGAAUAACGGAAUCCAAAAGGUGAUUUAGUUGUUUGAUACAGUCAGCGAGAAUAAAUGUUGAAAACCGCCGCGUUCAUCAGGAAGCCGUCGUUAUAAUAGGACGUUUUCUAUCUCCUUUUAUCACUUGGCCCACCUUUUGUAGUCUGGGAUACCUUUGUGUCUGCUUCUAUGCUUUUGAGCAGCAAAUUUCCUUCAGUUCUUUUUUCACAGCGACUUUAAAUUUCUCGCUACGCAAUGCGUAGAUGUAAGCGUUUAUUGCAGAGCUAAAAUUCACUAAUGCCACAGUCCAUAGCUUAACCUUCUCGUUCGCAGGAUCUGUCAGAUUUGUAGCGCUAAACGGAACAUAACAUACUACAAAGGUCACCGUUAUAAUAGCUGUGGUAGUCGAGGCCUUGUGUUCACGCAUGAGCCUGGAACCGAUAAUACUUUUGUUGUAAGCAACCGAGGUAAACUGUGCUUGGAUCGCGUUUUUGUGUCUCACGGCGACACGGUACACCCUUACAUAGAUCAUUAACACUGCCAGAAUAGUUAGAUACUGAAUUAUCGCCUCAGUGGAUUCGUAUUUGUCUGUGUUAAACACGAGUCCUUGAAUGACUGAUAUGACACAAAGCAAA
Molecule: messenger RNA, 4613 nt
Organism: Nematostella vectensis (starlet sea anemone)
Lineage: Eukaryota; Metazoa; Cnidaria; Anthozoa; Actiniaria; Edwardsiidae
Product: histamine H2 receptor-like
Exons: 1
Coding region: 1985-2932 (315 amino acids)
Biological process (GO): G protein-coupled receptor signaling pathway
Cellular component (GO): membrane
Molecular function (GO): G protein-coupled receptor activity
Source: RefSeq, a predicted model, not a curated record